Molecule: messenger RNA, 1275 nt
Organism: Aspergillus oryzae RIB40
Lineage: Eukaryota; Fungi; Ascomycota; Eurotiomycetes; Eurotiales; Aspergillaceae
Exons: 3
Coding region: 1-1275 (424 amino acids)
Source: RefSeq, a predicted model, not a curated record
AUGACCCCUCCCAAAUCCGCAAUUAUUAUCGGCGGCUCAAUCUCCGGCCUCCUCCAAGCCCUUCAACUCAAACGCGCCGGCACUGAUGUCUUAAUCCUCGAACAAGAUCCGUCCCCAACGCGAGCAAGCCAUGAAUCUGGCGUCUCCAUUGGACCGAGCGUGCUCGCCCUUCUCAAGAAAUACGACGCCACAGGCACACCACCCGCUAUUCCAGCAGGGUUUCUCAGUGUUGCGUGGCAAACGCGCCCGCGUGUGCUGAACACAGCCUGGCACCAUGAUAUGAGUAAUUGGGGCAGUCUCUACUUGAUCCUCAGGGCGAAUGUUGAUGGGUUCGCUUCGGAUGUCGUACCGUAUCCGCCCCCAGGGAGGAAGGGGGAUGGGACGGCGGAGUACAAAGCCGGAAGGAGGGUAGUGGGGGUGGAGUUUGAUCGGGGAGACGGGGCUAUGAAUGUUUUACAUGUGGAAGCUGAAGCGAGCAGGGGCUCAAGGCAGGGGAUGGAGGUCAAGAGAGAGCGUGCUGAAAUGGUGAUUGCCGCGGACGGCGUGCAUUCGACAAUCCGACGAUUCCUACAGGUCCCUACGACAUGGACUUACGCUGGGUAUAUUGCCUGGCGGGGAACUGUGCGUGAGGACCAGCUCUCACCGGAGACGGUGCGAUAUUUUUCAGAUCGUCUGAACUUCACGCUUCUCGCAGGGUCGUAUUUCAUCACGUAUAUCAUUCCAUCGGAGACAGGGUCUGUCGAACCAGGAAGGCGGCUCGUCAAUUGGGUCUGGUACUACCCGGUCCCUGAAGGGUCAGUAGCCAUGGACACCAUCUUCACCGAUAUCAACGGUGUCUUGCAUAAUAGUACAGUUCCGGGAGACCUCCUCGACCCGAAGGUCUGGUCGGUGCAGAAACGGCGCUACAUCUCUGACGGCACUACACCGCACCUAGCGGAAGUGGUUUCACAGACGCGUCGGCCGUUCGUAACGAAAGUCGGGGAACUCGAAGCCAGUGCCGCGAGCUAUUUCGACGGUCGCCUUGUGCUCGUUGGCGACGCGUUUGCGACUUUCAGGUCGCACCUGGGGCUGGCCUCAGAACAGGCCGCGCGUCAUUGUCUCCAGAUGGACAGGGUCUGGAGCGGGGAAAUAAGCCAGGCAGCAAGGGAUCGUGAGGCUAGACUCUAUGCGGCGAAGCUCUUGCUGUUGAAUAGGCUUAUGGGGUUUCUAGGGCUGGGGUGGUGGUGGUCGGCGUUGAAAACGGGGCUGGCUUAUGCUUCACCCCAUCACCAUUAG